GUUCUGGUAACGGCCGAACUUUUUGAGACGACUGGACUUACAGGCGCAUCGUUCUUGUCAUCGUUCUGUCGUCCACGCUCCGUGUACAGAUUAUGUCUCUCACGAGAACAGUGCUACCGUCGCUACGGUGUGCCCAUUGUCGGACCUUUAUCGUCAAUCGCUUCGCUACAUUGCCAAUACCCAACACAUGCGUGGCGAGGCAUACACAACGCAACACACUUCAAUCGCGUAACAUAUCCACAUCAGCUUCCUUCCAAUUACCUCGAAUCAGGACAAAUCGACGAAAACAAGAAACUGAAGAGUUUGAGCCAUUGGUAGAGGGGAUAAAUGAAGCCAUAGAAGACCAAAUAUCUCACGAUUCUUUGGGAGGGACCAGUACGUUGGAGACUGCGGCACUCCCUACCCUCCAGCCCAAGUUCGUUGAGCCAUGGAACGCAAUACCGCAGCCCAGCGACUCUGUUGAAGACCUCGAGCCACGCAUCAAAUACACACCAGGGAACAGCAUACCAGGCUUCAAAACCAUAUACCGUGCUGCGCCAACCUCCAAUACAGCCGAGACUCCAUCCCUCACCACUUCAUCAUCAUCACCAUCCGCAGAGGAGUCCACCGCUCCAACCCUAGCCCCUGUACCAUGGUAUCUCCAACAAUCAGCACCCACCCAGUCCUCCGAUAACCCUCUUGCCGCACGCCAACAGAUUCCUGAGCUCCCUCCUCACCCACCACCUGUCCUGCACACCCUUCUCUCGCACAUUUCUACCGAUCUCGGUCUCGAUGAUCUUGCACUCCUCGAUCUCCGCCAUCUCGACCCUCCAUCUGCUCUUGGCAACAAUCUGAUCAUGGUCAUCGGAACGGCACGCUCCGAGAAGCAUCUCCACGUGUCCGCAGACCGAUUCUGCCGGUGGAUCCGCCGAGAAUUUCAUAUGAAGCCUUACGCGGCAGGUCUGUUAGGCCGUAAUGAGUUGAAGAUCAAAUUGCGGCGCAAGGCGAAACGCGCGAAGGUCAUGGCGACCGCAGGAGUGACCGAGGUCGAGGCAGCGGAUGACGGGAUACGAUCUGGCUGGAUAUGUGUUACUGUAGGACGGAUAGAAGAGGCCGUAGACGCGCCUCAGAAGGAGAGGCCAGCCUUCAUUGGGUGGGGUGAGGAGGAGAAGGGGUGCAUGAUCGUAGUUCAAAUGUUUGUCGAGGAUAAAAGGGAAGAAAUUGAUCUUGAAGAGCUUUGGGGUAGCGUCUCAGAGGAGCAUUGGAGAAGACAGCAGCGUAUAGCACAUAAGCAGGACCAGGACGGGAAUAGCGAAAUGUCCCCUGACAAUGUUGAGGAUGAGCAUGAGGCAGAAUCAUCAGAGACGUCACACAUCAAAGGUGCCGAGCAAAGGCGCAGCGAUGAGGCGACAGUGUAAUGGAGUUGCACCAUCAGUAUAAAACAUGUAUAAAUACUUGAACGUAGUAACAUGCCCUGCAGAAUCGAUCGUGCAAACUACUCAUCAAGAGGAAAUGGCGUCUGGACGGCCUGCAGAACAAUGACCGCUACCUUGUUCUAUUCAAUGAACUUGGCCAACCCUUUAAGCUUUAAGGCGCAGUCUUUGCGCCGUUAACAAGCAGAUU
Molecule: messenger RNA, 1602 nt
Organism: Pseudovirgaria hyperparasitica
Lineage: Eukaryota; Fungi; Ascomycota; Dothideomycetes; Acrospermales; Acrospermaceae
Exons: 1
Coding region: 93-1397 (434 amino acids)
Biological process (GO): mRNA stabilization; mitochondrial gene expression; mitochondrial proton-transporting ATP synthase complex assembly
Cellular component (GO): mitochondrion
Source: RefSeq, a predicted model, not a curated record